Molecule: messenger RNA, 832 nt
Organism: Argentina anserina (silverweed cinquefoil)
Lineage: Eukaryota; Viridiplantae; Streptophyta; Magnoliopsida; Rosales; Rosaceae
Product: protein Dr1 homolog
Exons: 6
Coding region: 177-647 (156 amino acids)
Molecular function (GO): protein heterodimerization activity
Source: RefSeq, a predicted model, not a curated record
UCUUAUCCUGAACGACCAAUGAACAACGCCCUCGUCCGAUAAAUCCAUAUAUCAACCAUGUCCCUCCUGCUGGUUCUCCUGCACCUCCGAUCGUCAAUCGGUUCAGAUACGUCGUGUUACGCCGUCUGACUCGUUCCUCCGGUAACCCGAUUCAACUCAGUACAACCCGGUCAGGUAUGGAACCGAUGGAUAUCGUCGGUAAGUCAAAAGAAGACGCUUCGCUUCCGAAAGCAACCAUGACCAAGAUCAUUAAGGAGAUGUUGCCUCCAGAUGUACGCGUCGCAAGAGACGCUCAAGAUCUUCUCAUCGAGUGUUGUGUAGAGUUUAUAAAUCUCAUCUCAUCAGAGUCUAAUGAAGUUUGUAGCAGAGAGGAGAAAAGAACAAUAGCUCCUGAGCAUGUGCUCAAGGCUUUGCAGGUUCUUGGGUUCAGUGAGUACAUUGAAGAAGUUUAUGCAGCAUAUGAACAACACAAGAUUGAGACUGUGCAUGAUGUAGCCAAGAGUGUCAAAUGGGGCAAUGGAGCAGAGAUGACUGAGGAACAAGCCUUGGCCGAGCAGCAGAGGAUGUUUGCUGAGGCACGUGCCAGAAUGAAUGGAGGUGCAACUGCGCCCAAGCAACCAGACCCAGACCAAACUUUAGAGAGCUAACUCGUUAGGAUAUCCUUCAUUUUCCUUCAACCGUAGGCAGGCUCAUCGAUUGAGCUUCUCUCUAAAAGUUAUGUACAAAUUCAUUUGACUAGCCAGCAGGCCCAUCUCAAUAUGCACUCCUAUGUUGUAUUCUCGUUAUGGAUCCAUGUCUAUUAGUGAAUGUAAUUAGUGCGAGUUUAUCCGAA